GUUUGGGGAGACAGGAAGUGAGGCUCCCGAGCCCCAUGAGCGCGCCGCGGUGCGGGCGCGGCUGCGGCGGCCGCGCGGCGGGGCCCCGGGAGGCGGGCCGCUGAGCCGGGCGCGCGGCCCCGAGGAUGCGGGCGCCGGAGCAGCCCUGGUGUGGAUGCCCCCGUCGCCCGGCCUGUGGAGACUCAGUUACGUUUUAAUGGCGGCAGCAGCUGCUGGGUGAGCAGCUGGGGACUGUGCUACCCUCCUGGCAGGAGGGCAGGAGAGGAGAGGAGAGAUCGCCCUCCUCCCCGGGCACCGCCGCCGCAUUGGUGGCCGUGCUUUCCCCUCUUUACCCUUCUACUCUUGAAGAGAGAAGAAGAUGCCACUGCCAUUCGGAUUGAAACUCAAACGCACCCGGCGCUACACGGUGUCCAGCAAGAGCUGCCUGGUUGCCCGGAUCCAGCUACUCAAUAAUGAGUUUGUGGAGUUCACGCUGUCUGUGGAGAGCACAGGUCAGGAGAGCCUGGAGGCUGUGGCCCAAAGGCUGGAGCUGCGGGAGAUCACGUACUUCAGCCUCUGGUACUACAACAAGCAGAAUCAGCGCCGGUGGGUGGAUUUGGACAAGCCUCUGAAGAAGCAGCUGGAUAAGUACGCCUCGGAGCCCACCGUCUCCUUCGGAGUGGUGUUCUACGUGCCUUCCGUGUCCCAGCUGCAGCAGGAGGUCACCAGGUAUCAGUAUUAUCUGCAGCUGAAGAAAGAUAUCUUGGAAGGAAACAUUCCGUGUACAUUAGAACAAGCAAUUCAGCUAGCAGGCUUGGCUGUUCAAGCUGAUUUUGGUGACUUUGAUCAGUAUGAAUCCCAGGACUUCCUUCAGAAAUUUGCCUUAUUUCCUGUGGGCUGGCUACAGGAUGAAAAGGUAUUGGAAGAAGCAACCCAAAAAGUGGCCUUACUGCAUCAGAAGUACAGAGGGCUCGCAGCUCCUGAGGCGGAAAUGCUGUACAUGCAGGAGGUGGAGAGGAUGGAAGGCUACGGAGAAGAGAGCUACCCUGCGAAGGACAGCCAGGGCAGCGACAUUUCCAUCGGAGCCUGUCUGGAGGGCAUCUUUGUGAAACACAAGAACGGAAGGCCUCCUGUGAUAUUUCGGUGGCACGAUAUUGCUAACAUGUCCCACAAUAAGUCGUUCUUUGCCUUAGAGCUGGCGAGUAAAGAGGAGACCAUCCAGUUUCAAACGGAAGAUAUGGAAACAGCAAAAUACAUGUGGAGACUCUGUGUGGCGAGGCACAAAUUUUACAGACUAAAUCAGUGCAGCCUGCAAACGCCGACCGUCACCGUGAACCUGAUCAGGAGGAGGUCUUCUUCCAGGAUGUCUCUGCCUAAGCCUCAGCCCUAUGCGAUGCCCGCCCCACCCCCGCUGCAUUACAAUGGACAUUACACAGAACCCUACACUUCUUCUCAAGAUAACCUCUUUGUGACCAACCAGAAUGGAUACUACUGUCACUCUCAGACCAGCCUGGAUCGAGCCCAGAUUGACCUCAACGGUCGCAUCCGCAACGGCAGUGUCUACAGCGCACACAGCACCAACUCCUUGAACAACCCCCAGCCCUACCCGCAGCCCUCACCCAUGUCCUCCAACCCCAGCAUCACCGGGAGCGACGUCAUGAGGCCCGACUACGUCCCGUCUCACCGGCACAGCGCGCUGAUCCCCCCGUCCUACCGCCCGACCCCCGACUACGAGACGGUGAUGAAGCAGCUCAACCGGGGGAUGGCUCAUGCGGAGCGGCAGAGCCACUCGCUGAGAAACCUCAACAUCGGCCACUCGUUCGCCUACAGCAGGCCCGACGCGCUGGUCUACAGCCAGCCCGAGAUCCGGGAGCACGCCCACUUCCCCUCUCCCCAGUCGGCCCACUACCCGUUCAGCCUGAACUACAGUUUCCACAGCCAGUCCCCGUACCCCUACCCCGCAGAGCGACGGCCCGUGGUGGGCGCCGUCAGCGUGCCCGAGCUGACCAACGUGCAGCUCCAGGCCCAGGACUACCCGGCUCCCAACAUCAUGAGGACUCAGGUGUACCGCCCGCCCCCGCCGUACCCGUACCCGCACCCGCGGCCCGCCAACAGCACCCCCGACCUGUCCCGCCACCUCUACAUCAGCAGCAGCAACCCCGACCUCAUCACGCGGCGCGUCCACCACUCGGUCCAGACCUUCCAGGAGGACAGCCUGCCCGUGGCCCACUCCCUGCAGGAGGUCAGCGAGCCCCUCACCGCCGCGCGGCACGCUCACCUGCAGAAGAGGAACAGCAUCGAGCUCGCGGGGCUGACGCACAGCCUCGACGGCAUGAGGCUCAAGGACAGGGCCCUGUCGGCCUCGGCCGCAGACGUGGCCCCGCGGGCCAGCUCCGCGGGCUCCCAGCCAAAUGUCUUCCCAGACCGGACGAGACGGGGAGAGACGGCCGAGCAGGAAGGCCUGAGAUACGGUCACAGCAAGUCCCUUUCGGAGGCCACCAUGCUGAUACACAGCAGCGACGAGGAGGAGGAGGAGGAGCCGGAGGAGGACAGCAGGGCACGGGCUGUGCUCUCCCCACGGGCACGUGAGCCCCGGGGCAGUUACUCCCAGGAGCCGCAGGCGGGCUGCUCCUGCGCCUCGGCCUCCGCAGGCGCGGGCCCUCUGCACAUCCACGAGCCCAAGGCCCAUGUCACCGAGGCCGAGAGGCGGGGGAGGGAGGGCAGCCCGGUGCACGUGCCGGCGGAGGCCCAGCGGCCCCGGCGGGACGGGCUGCUGACGCCCUCCAUGUCCGAGUCUGACCUCACCACGUCGGGGAGGUACCGGGCCAGGGAUUCUCUGAAGAAGAGGCCGGUGUCCGACCUCCUCUCGGGCAAGAAGAACAUCGUUGAAGGGCUUCCGCCGUUAGGGGGAAUGAAAAAGAGUCGAGUAGAUGCAAAAAAAAUGGGUCCUCUCAAGCUGGCUGCCCUGAAUGGACUGUCGCUGUCUCGCCUGCCUCUGCCCGACGAGGGGAAGGACGUGUCAGCCAGAGCCACCAAUGAUGAGAGGUGUAAAAUUCUGGAACAGCGGUUGGAACAGGGAAUGGUGUUCACAGAAUAUGAAAGAAUCCUUAAAAAACGGCUGGUCGAUGGGGAGUGCUCAACGGCACGACUCCCGGAAAAUGCCGAAAGAAACCGAUUCCAGGACGUGCUUCCCUAUGACGAUGCCAGAGUGGAGUUGGUCCCAACCAAAGAGAACAACACUGGGUACAUCAACGCAUCCCAUAUUAAGGUCUCUGUCAGUGGGAUGGAAUGGGACUAUAUCGCCACGCAGGGCCCACUGCAGAACACCUGUCAGGACUUCUGGCAGAUGGUGUGGGAGCAGGGAAUUGCCAUUAUAGCGAUGGUGACAGCGGAAGAGGAGGGCGGAAGGGAGAAGAGCUUUAGGUACUGGCCACGCCUUGGUUCCCGGCACAACACCGUCACCUACGGAAGGUUCAAGAUCACCACCCGGUUCCGCACAGACUCGGGCUGCUACGCCACCACCGGCCUGAAGAUGAAGCACCUGCUCACGGGGCAGGAGAGGACGGUCUGGCACCUGCAGUACACGGACUGGCCGGAGCACGGCUGCCCCGAGGACCUCAAGGGGUUUCUGUCAUACCUUGAGGAGAUCCAGUCUGUCCGACGCCACACAAACAGCACGAGUGAACCCAAAGGCCCCAACCCCCCGCUGCUGGUCCACUGCAGUGCGGGGGUGGGGAGGACCGGCGUCGUCAUCUUGUCCGAGAUCAUGAUCGCCUGCCUGGAGCACAACGAGGUGCUCGACAUCCCACGGGUGCUGGACAAGCUGAGGCAGCAGAGAAUGAUGCUGGUGCAGACCCUGAUCCAGUACACGUUCGUGUACAGAGUUCUCAUCCAGUUCCUGAAAAGCUCCAGGCUCAUAUAAGCUCCCACGGCUGCCGAAGGGGACCCGCCCAUGUGAAGCGUUUACAGUCAGAACGGGGCCCGCCUGACUCACAUUCACCCCUCGACACUCGUCCACGCAGAAGGCUCACUGGGAAGUAAGGGCGGAGUGGAUGCCGGCACUGAGGGAGCGUGAAGGCUGCGGGGGACGUCACCUGGGACGAUGCCGGAGAUGGAGGACUUGGUGUCCAGGGAGUGGCCCUGCCCGGUCUGUCCGAUUUGCAGCACUUGCACACAUUUUUGGAGACUGUGUUUUCUAGACAAUUCUGUAUUUUACUGAAGCUAUGCUGGGCAACUCUGGCAAUCAUUAACAGGCAUAGAUUUGUAUCUUAAACAAGUUUUUGCUAAUGGAAUUUUGUUUCAUGACUAAAAUAUUUGGGGGUUUUCUUGUUGAGAAACUGAACUUUUCCGUGGAGAUCACCCACAAAUAUGAGUGGUUCCUUUGUAACUUUGUAUUUAAAACCAUGUUAUUAUCUUUUGAUAUUUUUAAAAAACCUUGGGUACUUAACAGUUUAGUUACCAAAUCCAAACUACAAGAAGGAUUUACAAGUGUUAUUUUGAAACAUGAAGAAAGCAUUAUUAUAUUCAGAAACAUUUUUUAUCCUAAAAAUUCAUAUAUUUUUUACCUUCUAUAUUUUCCAAAUCAGAGUUUGACUCAUUAAGGUACGGAAACGAAUCAGUUAAGGGAAAGCUGUGAAUGAAGGCACAUCAUUUUAAAAUGGAAGAGAACAAUCAGAUUCACUGUGUUUUUUUCUCUCAGUAUUAUUCAUAAACCUAAAUGAGUUUGAUUUUAUUGGUUGAAAAUGAAGUGAAAUGGUGCAGGUUGGGUUUAAGCACUUUUUCUUGGUUAAAAACAAUAAACCUGAGUUAGACUACGUGUGCUGCUUUCCAGAUGAAAUGCUGACACAAGCAGGGGACGUUGUUCCAAAGGAGUUUCGGAAGAGGCCACGAGUAAGAGUAUGUAGAGGCCUGGGACACGAGUACGUGAGGUGUCCGUGCAGGAUGGCAAAUGCAAGAUGCCUUUGUUUUUACAAAAACGCAGUAUUAUCUAUCCUCAGACUGAGGUGCUGGGAUGGAGAGGGGGAGCCUGGGAGUGUGGGGCUGACCCCCCAGAGAUGGGAAUCCCCAGGCAACUCCAGGCCUGUCAGUGUCAGAGAUCACUUGGGUUCCCUUGGAGUUCUUCCACCCCAACCUCUAUUCUUUUUUAACAAAUACAACCAAGUUAAUAUUAUCAUGGAAAGGAGCCUUCAAGAAGCUUCCUUUUCUUUUGGUUGAAAGAAGAGUUAGUAAUCCUUUUACGUCAUCUCCCAAGACCAUAGCCCAAACUUGUGGGGCUAGCAGACGUCACUGGGUGUUCAAGAGGUACUUGAGAUUUAGCGUGCCUACCCCCUGACUUCACCCCUGAGGUCAAUUUUAGCCUCUUAGUUACCCCUCCCCCACCGCAGUGGGCAGAACAAGGCUGACUAGGGGGAGAGUGCCACCUUUGGCCCAGGCGAGGGUGGCCUGGUCACAGUGGGAGUUGAGUAGGUAAGGACUCAUCGGUACGUUCAGCCGAGGAGCCAUCCCUUUCUUCCUGCUUCUGAGGCUGCUUCUCCAAAAUACAGUUUCCAAAUUGUUCAAUCUAGGGCUCUUUCCCCCAAAUUCAAUAUCCUAGGGCUGUUUCCAGUCCCUGUGUUAACUCCUAAAGCAGUUUAACUCACUAUUGUGACCACUGAGUAUGUAUUACCAGCUGUGGGGCAGGUUUCCCUCAUACAGCCUGGCUCUGCCUAACUCUGAGGUACCCAGAAAGCAACCAUGGACGAGGAAAAUUCCGAAGACGUUAGUGGAAAGGAAUAUUGGAAGUGAGCACAUUUGUCACGUAGGAACAACGUAUUAAUUUUAAAUCUGACAUUGUUUCUGAGAGUCCUGUUUGAAGAGCAGUAGACCUAAGGGUAAAUAUUCAGAAAGAGUUCUGCAAGAAGAAUGGACGAAACCUUUUUUUAUGGUGAUAUUUCCCACCUCCACACCAUGUAAAAGACAGGAGUGUUUCUGAUGAUGUUUUUUCUUCCAUGGUAGGUUUUUAAAAAAUGCUUUUCUGUCAGGUUGAAAUAUUUCAAAGUGUCUCACUGAUAAGAACAUAACGUAAGUCAAAAUCUGAAGAGUAAUAUAUGGUAUGUUUGUGUUCCUGUUGUCAUAAUUUGAGUAUAAGAAAGUAUGAGGGCCGACUUGCAGUUUGAAUGUCACGCUUACGAUGUUGCAUGUUUGACAUAGCUUCUCAGACCAUGUAACCUUUUGUCCCUUUUGAAUUUUUAAAUUUUUCAUUAUAGUUAGUGAAUAUGAAAGUAUUUCUGAAUAAAAAUAAAUCUAAAUUAUA
This is a messenger RNA of Myotis daubentonii (Daubenton's bat), 6271 nucleotides long. RefSeq names its product protein tyrosine phosphatase non-receptor type 21 (gene PTPN21). Gene Ontology annotation, molecular function: protein tyrosine phosphatase activity. The record is from RefSeq and is a predicted model, not a curated record. Gene Ontology annotation, biological process: protein dephosphorylation. Lineage: Eukaryota; Metazoa; Chordata; Mammalia; Chiroptera; Vespertilionidae. Gene Ontology annotation, cellular component: cytoplasm; cytoskeleton.